AUGAUAUUCACCAUAUUAAUAAAUUCUUUAGAAGCUCUGCCGACUAUUUAAAGCAGAAAACUAUUAAUAGCUGAUUUCUUAUAAACAAAUAAAUAAUAAAUCUUACAAAAAAUAAAAAAACUAUAAAAAAGCUAAAAAAUCAGCUUAAAAAAAAUUAAAAAUAAUUAUAUUAUAUAUAACUCAUCUGAGUUUCAACAAAUAAACCCUAAAUACAUCGUUUCAAAUAAGUUAACAAACUUCUCAUAUUAAAUAAAUGGAUUACCUUAGAGCCAAAGAAGAAAUACUCAACUAAAUGAAGCAACACCUUGA
Tetrahymena thermophila SB210 is the source of this 309-nucleotide messenger RNA. RefSeq lists its product as hypothetical. The record is from RefSeq and is a predicted model, not a curated record. The transcript has a single exon. Lineage: Eukaryota; Ciliophora; Oligohymenophorea; Hymenostomatida; Tetrahymenidae.